GAUCCGACUAUAUAAACUCCUGAGCUAUGUUUCUGCCCAGCAAAUCAGACCUCAGAACCAUCAAUCCCAACAACCAGGGACUUUCAUCCCCCAGAAUUCAACUCAAAACUUCGAGACAGCCCAGUACUUCACUGGUCCUCUUGACCUCAAUGCUGCUGCAAAGCAAAUGGCAGCCAUGACCGCUGCAGGGGCGCAAAGACAAAUGGCAACCGUCAACGGCCGCCCAUCCGCGGCGCCUGUCAAUCCUGUUGGCGGAGUAACUCCGGCAUCAUUUCUCGGCGGAAUGCCAUCCUCUUAUAAUCAACCAGCUAGCUUUAAUGGACCAUCUCAUGAUACUACCAGUUCGAUGCAAUUCAACCCCACAGCUUUGUCAAGUCAACCAAAUGUCCAAGGCAUUUACCCUCCCCAGCCAACCACUAAUGCCCCAUCAAAUCCUUCCCCCACGUCUCAUCCAAACUUCGCUUCACCGGAUGUCGCCAAGCAGCGACAUCGAACUUUCCUCAUGGGAUUGUCCAACGCCCACAUUACCCGCGCUCCCCUACCGCCGGCUUUAACUGGAUUUCCAUACCCACCCAAUUAUGACCCCAUAAAUUCGCCAUGGAAGUCUUUGGACUGCCCACCAGGUCAGCUAGGUGUGGUUCGCGUGGGUGGCAAGGACAUUGAUCUUCUGAGGCUAUGGGGUAUUGUAUGUCAGUUAGGAGGAUUGCAAAAAGUCUCACAACAGCCAAAUGGCUGGAUGCAAGUCGCUCACCAAUUUGACUUGCCAGAGUACCUUCCUCAUCUAUCAAAUCCUGGGCAGCAGCGCUCCGUUACUCAGAUUUUGGGCAAUUUAUACACUGCCAUCUUACACCCGUUCGACGAAAUGUAUCGCCGUAAUAUGCAGGAGAACAAUCGCAAGGCAAUGAUGGCAUCUGGACGCCAGCCGGGCGUUAAUACUGCACCUCCCAAUAUGAACCCAGGGUCGGGUGCGCCUCAUGCAGCACUCCCACCAGGAGCAGUUGGCGCCAAUACAGUUGGUAGCAUGAUGGGACAGCACGCGGUGAACAAUCAAAACCCCACUACUAGCCCUGCUUCUCAGUCACAGCCACUGCCACAAAGCCCUCAUCUUCGUCAAUCAUCUUCUGCGCCUAAUUUUCAAUCGCCCGCCAUCCCCUCAUCAUCGGAUCCCACGCCUAUACAGGCUUCAUCGCAGCUCAACAGUGCAACUUCUGCACCCCAGCUCCCAAAACCAAUGUCGGAUACAUCUGAAUCAGACACCCAAGGGACGAAGAGAAGGCUAGAGUCUGAAGAGGAAGAAGGGAAACGAGUAAGACAAAAGACAGAUCCACCAGAUACCACUGAGAGCACUAAUACCACGACACCACAUGGGUCCGUCCCAGGAGCUCCGCCCUCGCGUACUCAACUUACAAGGACAAAAGUCGAGUACAUCCCUUUUGCACGCGAAAUUGAUUUCACUGGCGGCCGUGAUUUCAAUGCACUGGAAGAGGAUUAUCUUCGAUCUCAGCGACGGCCCAUGCGAGAUAUCAAUGAGUGGGGCACGGUUGACAUUGAAGCGCUUACAAUGUCGAUCCGAUCGCGACUGACCGCCGAACUUUCCUACGCCCUAACGACAAUCACGUUGUUAUCUACUAUGCGGGGCCCAACCCCUGGGUCUGGAUUUCCUAUUUUACAAUGCACAGAAUUACUCGAGGAGGUCCUUGACCUACUUGAGGAGGAAGCGUUUGGGACCAUCCCAGACAUGGAUUAUAGACUGGGCAAUGGUGCCGAGAUAGUGCGACAUCGGACGCUCGUGGAUGGAGUUUUGGAAAAGGAGUCGAUGCUCUUUGCAGGGCUAGAGCACCGUGAUCCUCAGUAUGGGACACGCGGUCCAGGGCACCGCGCAGGCAAUAUUGUGCUCACGGUGACUAACCUCAUACGAAACCUUUCUGUUACCCCAGACAAUAUGCUCUGUUUGGCGAGACAUGAACGCACACUUGAUCUUGUGCUACGUGUCUGUGGUAUCACCACGUCAUCAGACGGAACACCCAAACCAACUUCGCCGGCACUCGCCCUCUCGGACGUGAUCAAUGUUCGAAAAGAUGCACUUCACAUUUUUGGCAAUUUAUCAAAUUACAUCGUGUUCCCAAAUCCUAGUUCUCCGUCGAACGCAACAACUCUCACUGCAAGCCGCAUCCUCGAAAUCAUCGCGUCUAUCCUGAUAGAACCCUCCGACUCAGUUCCCCCCACACAAUUCCUCAAACAAAGUGGAGUUCCUUUCCCGCACAGCAGACCGUCGUCUAUUGCCGACCUUGCCCUCGACGUUUUCACCCGCAUCGGCCAGCUGGACUGUAAUCGGCAGGUUUUCUCCAAGGUUAUGCCCCAAUCUCUCAUUUGGCGACUAUUGGAGUCCCUUCUUCAUCGUUUACCAGUGUCAGACCUCGACUUCGCUUUUCUCGGCCGGGAUCCAUGGCUAUCUUACUUGGAAAAGACAAUUAUGGCGAUCUAUACGAUCGCAUUUUUUUCACCGCCGGAAUUAAAGAAGAAGAUCAAGACAGAUCGCUCUCUGCGUUUCUCACAGGUUUUGAUUCGUCAGGUGCAACGCUUCGUAACGGUCGGUGGUAGCCCGGAGGUGCGUCAGUGGCACCUCGCCGUUGCACGACGAGCGGUGGAAACCAUGAAAGUGGUGGAUGAAGAGGAUGAUGCUUUUGACACCUCGCAGUCAACUCAGCCCACGCUGGCAUUUGGCAUGGGCUUUAGUGAUGCUAAUGAUUCUGGUAUUGAAAAGGGGGUAGGGUUACUUGCUGGUCGCCGGGACGCUACUUGGGAACUGCUGAUGCGAGAUCUGGAUGCUGUAAUGUUUUCGGAGCUGGAGAGUUUGAUGAGAGUUGAAUGCUAGUUUCGCGGGACGGUACUGUUGGUUUUAACAUCUUGUAUACUAACCCCUAGCUUUACAUUUUGCUGUCGAUACUAUGUAGUUCUGGAUGUCCAUGUCAACUGUAACGUUGAGCUUCUUGUCCUCCAGACAUUUGAUUUGUGUGCAAUUAU
Suillus paluster is the source of this 3024-nucleotide messenger RNA. RefSeq lists its product as uncharacterized. Gene Ontology annotation, molecular function: DNA binding. The record is from RefSeq and is a predicted model, not a curated record. The coding region runs from base 167 to 2875 and encodes 902 amino acids. Lineage: Eukaryota; Fungi; Basidiomycota; Agaricomycetes; Boletales; Suillaceae. The transcript is spliced from 5 exons.